CGCGCCAGUCAGUCACUGGGAUGCGCGAGACCCAGCAGCCACCGAGCAUAUAGCGCGGGCUAAAACGAAAGCUUACCAAUAAUUAAAGAUCCUUCCUUUCUUGUUGUCGAAGGAGAAUAAAGCAGAUGAUGCAUGCGAGAUGGAGUUAGAUUUUUGUUCCACAGAACCAAAGACACAAUGAGAGGGUCUAGGUUUAGAGAUCACUGAACAUUUGGUUCAUACGCAUAUCAGCAGCACAUUAGAGUUGUUUUGCUCUGUGAAGAAAAAUAGUUAAUUUUCUCCUGAAGUGCUGGAUUGUACCUAACUUGACAUGGCUCUUUUAGUCCACCUAAAAAUGGUCCGGGACCUUCGCGGAAAGGCGGACAGAAUCGCCAAAGUCACAUUUCGAGGUCUGUCGUUCUACACACGUGUUCUGGAGAACUGUGAGGAUGAGGCCAGAUUUGAUGAGAUGUUCCGAUGGCCGAUUGCCAGUAGAGUGGAUGAAAACGAGAUACUGGAGCUUCAAGUGUUCAACUACAGCAAAAUCUUCACCAACAGAGUCAUUGGAACCUUCCGGAUGGUUCUACAGAAGGUGGCGGAGGAGGGGCAUCUGGAGGUGACAGACACACUCAUCGAUGACAACAACACCGCCAUAGGGACUAGUGUUACCGUAGACAUCAAGUACACGACCAUGGAUGGGACAGUGGGGGUUUGGAGCGAUGGGGAAUUCCUGGACGUUCCGGGCGACCCAGAGGGAACGUUCCAGUUUGAGACAGACAGCCUGCUUUCCGGACACAGCCAUGGAUCAGGAUCAGGAGUGUCUCCUGGACGAUCCAUCCACGGAAUUCCCACUUUCAGGAAAGCAGGGAAGGGGGUAUUCUCAGCCAUGAAGCUCCACAAGAGCAAGAGCUCCAGAGACGACCACAAGAAAGAUGAGCCAGCCACCCUGGACAUGGAGGAUCUGGACAGGAAGGCCUUACGUCUGGGAGGGUUUGUGGGUCUGGACCCAGACUGCAUCUCCCUGGCAUCCGUCACCGCCGUCACCACCAAUGUCUCCAACAAGAGGUCAAAGCCUGAUAUCAAGAUGGAACCUAGUUCUGGGAGGCCUGUGGAUUACCAGAUUAGCAUCACAGUGGUCGAGGCCAGGCAGCUGGUAGGCCUAAACAUGGACCCUGUUGUCUGUGUGGAGAUUGGGGAAGACAAGAAGUACACCUCCAUGAAGGAAUCCACCAACUGCCCCUACUACAAUGAGUAUUUUGUCUUUGACUUCCACGUCCCACCAGAUGUCAUGUUUGACAAGAUCCUCAAGCUCUCAGUGAUCCACUCCAAGAACCUGCUGCGGAGUGGCACCUUGGUUGGCACCUUCAAGCUAGAUGUUGGCACCGUCUACUCCCAGCCUGAGCACCAGUUCUACCACAAGUGGGCCAUGCUGUCUGACCCUGAUGACAUCACGGCGGGGUGCAAAGGAUACAUCAAGUGUGACAUCGCCGUGGUGGGGAAGGGGGACAAUAUCAAGACUCCCCACAAAGCCAACGAGACGGAUGAAGACGACAUAGAGGGGAACCUCCUGCUUCCAGAGGGAGUUCCGUUGGAGAGGCAGUGGGCGCGGUUCUACGUGAAGAUCUACCGAGCCGAGGGCCUUCCCAAGAUGAACACCAGCAUCAUGGCCAAUGUGAAGAAGGCCUUCAUAGGGGAGAACAGAGACCUGGUGGACCCCUACGUACAAGUGGUCUUCGCUGGACAGAGAGGGAAGACGUCUGUACAGAAGAGCAGUUAUGAGCCCAUCUGGAACGAGCAGGUGAUCUUCACAGAGAUGUUUCCUCCGCUCUGCAAACGCAUCAAGGUCCAGAUACGAGACUCUGACAAAGUCAAUGACGUUGCCAUAGGAACGCACUUCAUUGACCUGCGAAAGAUCGCCAACGAUGGUGACAAAGGGUUCCUCCCCACCAUGGGCCCAGCCUGGGUCAACAUGUAUGGCUCAACCCGCCACUACACUCUGAUUGACGAGCACCAGGACCUGAAUGAGGGGCUGGGGGAAGGUGUGUCCUUCAGGGCCCGCCUCCUCAUCUCUGUUGCCGUAGAGAUCCUGGACACCACCUCCACUGAGAUUGUGAGCUCCACCGAGGUGCAGGUAGAGCCUGUCUCCAACAUCUCAGAGAGUGCCACAGGGAAAAUAGAGGAAUUCUUCCUAUUUGGUUCCUUCCUGGAGGCCACCAUGAUUGACAGGAAGAUCGGCGAUAAGCCAAUCAGCUUCGAGGUCACAAUAGGUAACUACGGGAACCAGAUAGACGGAGUGAGCAAGCCCACCGCAGCUAAGAAGAAGAAGAAGAAAGAGGGAGGAGGAGAGAGUGAUGAGGAGGAGUCAGAGCUGAUCCAGCAGAACUCCAGUGAGGACGAGGCGGAUGAUGAUGGGGACCUGGUGUCUGUGUCCUCCACCCCUCCCAUGAAACCUGUCAUCACAGACAGGAACUACUUCCACCUGCCCUACUUUGAGAAGAAGCCAUGUAUCUACAUCAAGAGCUGGUGGCAGGACCAGAGGAGACGACUCUACAACUCCAACAUCAUGGACAAGAUCGCUGACAAAAUGGAGGAGGGUCUGAAUGACGUGCAGGAGGUCAUUAAGACAGAGAAGGCCUAUCCAGAGCGCAGACUCCGAGGGGUGCUGGAGGAACUCAGCACUGGCUGCAAUCGUUUCGUCACUUUGGCCAACAAAGACCAGAACCAGGCAGGCAGAACUAAACUGGACAAAGAGAGACUCAAGUCCUGCAUGAGAGAAAUGGAGAGCAUGGGGCAGCAGGCCAAGCUGAUUCGCUCCCAGGUGAAGAGAAACACGGUUAGAGACAAAUUGAAGAUGGUUCAGAACUUCCUGCACAGGCUCCGUUUCCUUGCCGACGAGCCCCAGCACAGUAUCCCAGACGUGUUUGUAUGGAUGAUGAGUAACAACAAGCGUAUCGCCUACGCCCGCAUCCCCUCCAAAGACAUCCUCUACUCCAUCGUAGACGAGGAGACAGGCAAGGACUGUGGCAAGGUCAAAGCUGUCUUCCUCAGGCUGCCUGGUAAGAAGGGGUUUGGUCCAGCGGGUUGGACAGUGCAGGCUAAGAUGGAGAUGUACCUGUGGCUGGGCCUCAACAAACAGAGGAAGGACUUCCUGUCUGGCCUGCCCAACGGCUUUGAAGAGAACAAGGCUCCCAGGACAAUCUGUCUACAGUCUGUACCCCCCAUCAGUCUGGUUUACAACAUGAAGCAGGUGUUCCAGCUGAGGGCUCACAUGUACCAGGCCAGGAGUCUGUUUGCUGCAGACAGCAGUGGCUUGUCAGACCCCUUUGCCAGGGUAUUCUUCUCCACACAUAGCCAGGUCACUGAGGUCCUGAGUGAGACUCUGUGUCCUACGUGGGAUCAGCUGCUGGUGUUUGAUGAUGUCGAGCUGUUCGGGGAGGCCGGCGAGCUACGAGACGACCCGCCUAUCAUUGUGGUAGAGGUCUACGACCAGGACACUGUGGGCAAGGCAGAGUUCAUUGGUCGGACGUUUGCUAAGCCCAUCACGAAGAUGUGUGACGAGCACUACGGCCCCCCGAGGUUCCCCCCACAGCUAGAGUACUACCAGAUCUACCGUGGUAACUCUACCGCCGGUGACCUACUGGCUGCCUUCGAGCUGCUGCAGAUUGGACAAGGGGGGAGGGCAGAGCUUCCUCCCAUCGAUGGUCCGACAGACUCAGAACGUGGACCCAUCCUCCCUGUACCCAUGGGCAUCCGACCUAUCCUCAGCCGCUACCGCAUAGAGGUUCUGUUCUGGGGCCUGAGGGACCUGAAGAGGGUGAAUUUGGCCCAGGUGGACAGACCCAGGGUGGACAUAGAGUGUGCAGGGAGAGGAGUCCAGUCUGCUCUCAUUCAGAACUACAAGAAGAACCCCAACUUCAGCACCCUCGUCAAGUGGUUUGAGGUGGACUUGCCAGAGAAUGAGCUGCUUCACCCUCCUCUGAACGUCCGGGUGGUGGACUGCAGGGCGUUUGGCCGCUACACCCUGGUGGGUUCCCAUGCCGUCACCAGCCUGCGACGCUUCAUCUACAGCACCCCAGACAAGACACACAACAACUGGGCCAGCGCAGCUAGACUGAUGAAUGGCUACAUGGUCCUGACCAACGGGGGGUCCCAAUCUCGCCCCUGCUCCCCUUACUCCCGCACCCCACCCCGCACCCUCUCUCGCCCCGCAGGUGAUGUCACAGUCAACAUGGAUGCCGACCCCUCAGUCAGGAAGAUGGACACGGUGGUCAAGUUAGACGCUACGUCUGAUGCAGUUGUUAAAGUUGAUGUGAACGAGGAGAAGGAAGAAAAGAAGAGGAAGAAGAAGAAGAAGAAGAAGGGAGAGGUGGAGGAGGACGAUGAGACAGACGAGAGCAUGCUGGACUGGUGGUCCAAAUAUUUUGCUUCCAUAGAGACACUGAUGGAGAUCCUCAGGGCUCAGGAGGCAGCUCUAGCCGAGGCAGAGGAGAGGGAGGACCAGGAGAUAGCAGCAGAGGGAGCAGGUAAACACUGCUGAUAUCAACCUGAUGACCUCCCUGGUAAAGGCUUCAAGGGGAAGGAGAAGAGCCGAGACAAGACAGGAACAAGGAGAAGAAGAAGAGCCACCAUGCAGGGAGGGGACAGAGAACACUCCAGCAAACCCAAAGUGGACGAGCUGCUGGUGUACAACAAGGAGCUGGAGGCAGAGUAUGAUAACUGAGACUGGCUCCACACCUUCAACCUGUACAAGAGGAAGGCAGGGGACGACGAUGAAAGCCUGGAUGACGACAGGAUCGUGGGCAGAUUCAAGGGCUCCAUGUGCAUGUACAAGUUGCCUCUGUCUGAGGAGAUCACCCGGGAGGUGGGCUUUGACCCUAACAUGGGCAUGUAGAGCAUUCCACACAGACCUAUCAACGUGCUCGUGCGCAUCUUCGUGGUCAGGGCCACAGACCUCCACCCUGCUGAUGUCAAUGGGAAAGCGGACCCCUAUGUUGUCAUCAAACUGGGCAAGUCAGAGCUGAGAGAUAAAGAGAACUAUAUCUCCAAACAGCUCAACCCUGUCUUUGGCAAGGCGUUUGACAUGGAGGCUACGUUCCCCAUGGAGUCCAUGUUGACAGUGUCAGUGUAUGACUGGGAUCUGGUGGGCACUGAUGACCUCAUCGGGAGACCAAGAUCGACCUGGAGAACCGCUUUCAGCAAACACAGAGCUACCUGUGGCAUCGCUAAGCGUACUCUACAUGGUUACAACGUGUGGCGUGACCCCAUGAAGCCAAGCCAGAUCCUGGCCAAGCUGUGUAAGGAGGGCAAGCUGGACGGCCCCCACUACGGCCCUGGGGGCAGGGUCAAGGUCGCCAACCGCGUCUUCAUGGGUACCACAGAGAUCGAGGAUGAGAAUGGUCUGAAGAAGCAGACAGACGAGCACCUGGCCCUGACGGUGCUGAAGCACUGGGAGGAGAUCCCCAGGGUGGGCUGUAAACUCAUCCCAGAACACGUCGAGACAAGACCCCUACUCAACCCUGACCACCCUGGCAUUGAGCAGGGGCGGAUUGAGAUGUGGGUAGACAUGUUCCCCAUGGACAUGCCAGCACCUGGGCCCGCCAUCGACAUAUCACCACGUAAACCAAAGAAAUAUGAGCUCAGGGUGAUUAUAUGGAAUACAGACGAAGUAAUACUGGAGGACGAUGAUUACUUCACUGGGGAAAAGUCCAGUGACAUAUUUGUCAGGGGCUGGCUGAAGGGUCAGCAGGAGGACAAGCAGGACACAGACGUCCACUACCACUCUCUGACGGGCGAGGGGAAUUUCAACUGGCGCUUCGUGUUCCCCUUCGACUACCUGAUGGCUGAGGAGAAGAUCGUCAUCUCCAAAAAGGAGUCCAUGUUCUCCUGGGACGAGACCGAGUACAAGAUCCCUGCACGCCUCACCCUGCAGGUCUGGGACGCUGACCACUUCUCCGCUGAUGACUUCCUAGGUGCGAUAGAGCUGGACCUGAACAGGUUUCCCCGCGGGGCGAAGACAGCCAAGCAGUGUUCUAUAAACAUGGUCCAGAACCAGGCAGAGCUGCCUUGCAUCUCCAUCUUCAAACAGAAAAGAGUCAAGGGCUGGUGGCCAUUCGUGGCUCGCGACGAGAAUGACGAGAUGGAACUCACGGGUAAAGUGGAGGCGGAGCUUCAUCUCAUGUCGGCAGAGGAGGCGGAGAAAAGUCCUGUUGGUCUGGGACGCAAUGAGCCUGACCCUCUGGAGAAACCAAAUCGCCCGGACACCAGUCUCAUGUGGUUUGUGAACACCCUGAAGUCCAUCCGCUACUUCAUCUGGCACAACUACCGCUGGCUGAUCCUCAAGGCCCUGGGCCUGCUGCUGCUGCUACUCCUGUUGGGUCUAUUCCUAUACUCCUUCCCUGGAUACCUGGUCAAGAAGAUGCUGGGGGCCUGAGGGGGCUGAGACCUACCAGGGCCACUGGUAGCCCCCUCUCUCUUCUCCUAUCCUACCGUUUCCUCUCCUGUUCCUUCUUUUCUGUCACUUUCUCUUUAUCAUUUACCCUCUCGCUGGUCCUCUCCUUUUUUCUGUCUGGUCCUCUCUCUGGUCCUCUCCAGUUCUCUCCUCUGUUCCUCCUUUUCACUGAUCCCAUAUCUGUCUAUCCUUUUCCUCCCAUCUCCUGCGGUAUCUGUCACUCAAUGGAUGUUAUCACAUCUUCUUCUCCCCUUUCUACCACCUUCCUUUUCUAUAACCUCUUUCUUCUAUCCCUCAACCUCUUUCAUCUCUUGUCCUCUUUCUUUUCAGGUCCUAUUUUCCACAUCUCAGGUCUGUCUCUCAAUCUUUGUAUUUUCUCAGAUAGACAAAGAUUGUGUCUGGUACCUAUUCCUCUUUGCUUUGUUUCCUGCUUCUCCCUGUCUUAGUCUCCUUUCCUGUGAUGUCGCUUGUCUCUCAACCUGUCAAUGUCUUGUGUCAAUCAUGAGUCUGCCAUUGUGCAUUACACCGUCAUUACACUGGAGACGUAUUAUAUGCAGCGCAAAACUUUUCCCUAUAAAUGUACAGCAUUAUACUGGCAGCAGAGUUGCUAGCAGUCUAAACCACUCCAUGGUGAACUUCACCAACAGAGUGGAGCAGAGACCAGGCUUUGUGGAAUAUCUAGCUCCGACUACAUCGAUUCACCCAAGGUCAAUACUUAAAAAUAAUAAUAAUAAUGAAACGCGGUACCUAUGUUUGUCUUCUGUAGUUACGUGCAUUUCUUUGUUGAAAUCCAUACUUUUUCAAUAAAUGUUAAUCAAAUACAACCACUGACUUUUUGCUCGUUUCUGUUUCUCAGAUGGCAACUUAGCGUGAAUGCUCAUGUGCCAAUUGAAUCUCCGAUGACGUAGACCUAGGUCUCCAAACACUCAUUGUACAAUCAAAUCACACAAUCUUCAGAUGGUGUGUCGACCAAUCAAAUCACACAAUCUAUAGAUGGCGUGUCGACCAAUCAAAUCACACAAUCUACAGAGGGUGUGUCGACCAAUCAAAUCACACAAUUAACAGAUGGUAAUUUUCCUUACUGUAAAACAUGUUACAGCAUACAGCAUCCCUGCUGUAAAUUGGAUGCUGUAAUGUUUUACAGUAAGGAAAAUAGUACUGUGAAAUAUAUAACUGCAUCUCUGCUGUACAGCAAAAUUACAGUAUUAAGCUGGCAACUCUGGUGCCAGGAUAAUGCUGUAAAUUUACAGUGAAAUUCUCCCUGAAAUCUGAAUUUAAGAAAAAACAUAAAAUACAUUUAUUCAAGUUGUUAACAACAUUAACUACAAAUCAACAAUAAGGGCUUUCAUUAUAUGGGCAGCAGGUAGCCUAUCGGUUAAGAGCUUUGGGCCAGUAACCGUAAGGUCACUGGUUCAAAUCCCUGAG
Messenger RNA from Salvelinus sp. IW2-2015, 7852 nucleotides. The record is from RefSeq and is a predicted model, not a curated record. Lineage: Eukaryota; Metazoa; Chordata; Actinopteri; Salmoniformes; Salmonidae.